GGUAUCAUUUUUAUUGGAGAAAUGUGAUCAAUAUGUUAAAAUAAUUUUCAUGUAUAAAAAAUUAGAAAUAAAAAGGUCAUCGUUUUUAAUCUAGCUGCCGCCGAUGUUGGCCGUUGCCUUUCCAGGUCUCUCUUUCUCUCUCUCACGAGAUGUCGGCAAUUAUAAAGGCGAGCCGCGAGACUCAAAGUACAACGACUUCAAUUCUAGGACUGGCUACUUACAAUUCAGACACGGCGACAAUCAGCGAGAUUUUACUGUAAGUAUUAAGUAAAUAAAUGUGAUCGAAAUGAUAUCGUGUUUGAUUUCAUUUUAAUCAGAAAUAUUUGUCCAAACUAUAUAAUGUUUGGUCUCAUUGUAAUAAAGGAAACUAUCAGCAAUAUGUUUAAGAAAAUCAGUUUUAAAAUGUUAAAAUUAAAAAAAGUUAUGUCCAUUAUAUUAUGAUUUCUCUUUCGGAAAUUCAAGUUAAAGGAGCCGCAGCGCGUGCCGCAGCACACGUAUUCACCGACUUCGUUGAAUCUUAGCAUCAGGAUAAAGUGAAAAUCAAUAGAUUGCAGGACCGUAGCAAUGUCACGGCGUCAGUGAUAACACACUGAAAUUACGUCAGUACAAGAGACAUUAAAACGUUAUAGCGCUAUUCGGCAUUUUUCCAAUGACCUCUGGGACUCAAACGGUUAAAUAAUAUAUAUUAACCUGAUUUAUAUGAAAGUGAUACACCUAAACUUUAAAAGAAAAUUAUAAAUAAGGUUUAACUCAUCUAUUUAUGUCUGAAGCCUAGUUCAAUACAAAAUGCAAGUCAACUUAAUAUCUAUUGCAUUUCUUCUUGCUACAUUGUCCCUUGGUAUUGUUGGCUUAUUAAUUACCUAUAUAGAGUCUUAUUUACCUGUUUUAAUAACGCGUUCAUAUCGUUAUGGUAAAUUUUCUGAUAAUACAUAUCAGCCACAUGUAAUGAAAAUAGAAAUACCUAAAAGAUGGUUUAAACAUUUUUAUGUGUUUGCUUCACCUUUCUCAAGUUAUGUAUUUUAUCUGGUACUUCAUAAAUAUCUGUGGAAUGGUGAUAUACCUGAAAACGUCAUAUGGAUGUUAAAUAUGUUUCUAGGAACAAAUAGACGAGCAUUAGUGUCUCCAGAAAGUACAUUUGUAGUUGCCUUGGUUUUGACUAUUCAUUGCUGGAAAAGAUUUUAUGAAUCACACUAUAUAAGCAUUUUCAGUGAUAAAAAGAUAAAUAUGUUUCAUUACACAAUGGGAUUCUAUCAUUAUUUUGGUACUUUAGUAUGUAUUAUAGGUGAAUCUGAAGGAUUUGUUGAAGGUUCACAAAACAAUUUCUCCUGGAAAAAUAUAACUUAUACUCAUAUGAUAUGUGCAUGUAUUAUCUUAUUGUCAUCAUAUGCUCAAUUUAGAGCAAAUUGUAUUCUUAGUGGCUUACGGAAAGAUAAAACUGGUGAAAUCACAUCUACAGCAUAUAAGAUACCACAUGGUGGUCUCUUUGAAUAUGUAUCAGGUGCUUUACAAAUUACAGAGAUCAUUAUCUAUGUAUUAAUUUCUGUGAUAUUUUGGCAAAGUUCAACAUAUCAUUAUGUUACAAUAUGGGUCAUAGUAAACCAG
Messenger RNA from Megalopta genalis, 1602 nucleotides. The record is from RefSeq and is a predicted model, not a curated record. NCBI's taxonomy places the organism in Eukaryota, Metazoa, Arthropoda, Insecta, Hymenoptera, Halictidae.